CACAGGGAAAUGGUACCCUUCUACAAUGUAGAUGAUUUAUUGAUAGCAACUGAGACAGAAGAAGAGUGCAUUAAAUGGACUAUUUCCCUGCUAAACUUCUUGGGUUUAAGUGGAUAUCGAGUCUCUCUACAGAAGGCACAAUUGGUACAGGAAAAGGUGAUAUACCUGAGAUAUGAAAUCUCCAGAGGACAACGAUCCCUAGGAACAGCGAGAAAAGAAGCCAUUUGCCAAAUGCCCAGACCAGAGAUGGUGAGAGAUCUACGUGCCUUUCUAGGAAUGACAAUCUCAUUUCUAGAAGGAAGAAUCCCGGCGGAACCCAUUGAACAUGAUUGCCUGGAAACGAUCGAAGCAGUUUAUUCCAGUCGCCCUGAUCUCAAGGAGGAGCCGUUUGAAGAUGCGGACAACUGGUUCUCGGAUGGCAGCAGCUUUGUGAGGCAAGGAGUAAGGAUGGCAGGCUAUGCAGUAACCACAACGGAGGAGGUAAUCGAAUCAAAUCCUUUACCUGCAGGGACUUCAGCCCAGAAGGCAGAACUAAUAGCUCUUACCCGAGCCCUGGAAUUAGCAGAAGGCAUGCGAGUUAACAUCUGGACUGAUUCUAAAUAUGCCUUCUCUGUAGUACAUGCUCAUGGAGCAAUCUCGAAAGAAAGGGGACUACUAACUGCCCAAAGGAAAACAGUCAAACAUGCAGAAGAAAUCCUAAGAUUGCUAGAAGAGGUCCAACUCCCAGAACAAGUGGCCAUAAUGCAUUGUAGGGGACACCUGAAAG
Messenger RNA from Empidonax traillii (willow flycatcher), 766 nucleotides. RefSeq lists its product as uncharacterized. NCBI's taxonomy places the organism in Eukaryota, Metazoa, Chordata, Aves, Passeriformes, Tyrannidae. The annotation marks the transcript as partial. The transcript is spliced from 2 exons. Gene Ontology annotation, molecular function: RNA-DNA hybrid ribonuclease activity; nucleic acid binding. The record is from RefSeq and is a predicted model, not a curated record.